Messenger RNA from Talpa occidentalis (Iberian mole), 1927 nucleotides. It is a transcript of the gene WARS2, whose product is annotated as tryptophanyl tRNA synthetase 2, mitochondrial. NCBI's taxonomy places the organism in Eukaryota, Metazoa, Chordata, Mammalia, Eulipotyphla, Talpidae. The record is from RefSeq and is a predicted model, not a curated record. Gene Ontology annotation, molecular function: ATP binding; tryptophan-tRNA ligase activity. Gene Ontology annotation, cellular component: mitochondrion; mitochondrial matrix. Gene Ontology annotation, biological process: mitochondrial tryptophanyl-tRNA aminoacylation.
GCCCUUCCCAAAAUGGCGCUGCACGCAACACGGAAGGCGCGUGGGUGCUGGACCUUCAUCCGGGCACUUCACAAAGGACCCGAAGCGGCGCCCACUCCCCAGAAAGAUGCUGCGAAGCGGGUGUUCUCUGGCAUUCAGCCCACGGGAAUCCCCCACCUGGGCAACUACCUGGGCGCCAUCGAGAGCUGGGUGAGGUUACAGGAGGAGCACAGCUCUGUGCUGUACAGCAUCGUCGACUUACACUCCAUCACUGUCCCCCAGGACCCCGCCCUCCUGCGCCAGAGCAUCCUGGAUGUGACCGCGGCCCUCCUCGCCUGUGGCAUCAACCCGGAGAAGAGCAUCCUUUUCCAGCAGUCUCAGGUGUCUGAACACACACAGUUAAGUUGGAUCCUCACCUGCCUGGUCAGACUGCCCCGAUUACAACACCUGCACCAGUGGAAGGCAAAGACUGCCAAGCAGAAGCAGGAUGGAACCGUGGGCCUGCUCAUGUACCCUGUUCUCCAGGCUGCUGACAUUCUACUGUACAAGUCCACACACGUUCCUGUCGGGGAGGACCAAGUCCAGCACAUGGAGCUAGUUCAGGACCUGGCACGGGGGUUUAACAAGAAGUACGGGGACUUCUUCCCGGUGCCCACGUCCCUGCUCAGUAACACCCAUGAAAAGGUGAAAUCCCUCCGUGAUCCUGCCAAAAUGUCGAAAUCAGACCCUGACAAACUGGCCACCGUCAGGAUCACCGACAGCCCGGAGGAGAUCGUGCAGAAAUUCCGCAAGGCUGUGACGGACUGCACAUCGGAGGUCACCUACGACCCGGCGCAGCGAGCAGGUGUGUCCAACCUGGUGUCCAUCCAUGCGGCGGUCAGCGGCCUGGCCGUGCAGGAGGUGGUGCGUCGCAGCGCAGGCCUGGACACCGCGCGCUACAAGCUGGCCGUGGCCGAUGCUGUGAUCACGAAAUUUGCUCCAAUUAAGAGCGAAAUUGAAAAACUGAAGAUGGACGAGGACUACUUAGAGAAGGUUCUGCAAGCCGGGUCAGCAAAAGCCAAAGAAUUGGCAUAUCCUGUGUGCCAGGAGGUGAUGAAAUUGGUGGGGUUCCUAUAGGAAGUUUCAACGAAUCCCCAAAAGGGUCUUACAUCUUGUGAUAAAGACAGCCUUCCCCACGAGCAGAAUUGCCCACGGUGGGCACAUUUAGGUUGGUGUGUCUGGUUAUGAGCGCCGUCUGAUGAGCAGUUUGUAAUCCUCAAAGAGAGCAGUAUCGUAGAGACUAUCAAUAAAAUGCUGUCACCCCAAAUAUUUUUUUAUUUAGGCAUAGUCAUCUGAGCCCCCAUUUAUUUAUUGAGGCACACACCUUGACUUGAUUCAUCUACGCAAAUGUGAUUAAGAUGAGCAGUAAUUUGGCAAGUGCGGGUAUCAUUUGUGUCUCACAGGUGCUCCCUUUAUACCAAUCUUUUGCAAACAUAGUAUAUAAACUGGGCCUCCCCGGUGGUGCAGCGGGUCGAGCACAGCUGUGAAGCUGCCUGCAGCCUCUUCAGUGCAAGUUCGAUUCCUGGCUGGCCAGGGAGAUACCCACAGGGCACAGCAGACCUCUCCUGCCUCACCCACUGCUCCCCUCAGCAGUGUCUUUGGUCCAUCUGCCUGUUCUGCUCCCCACUCUGUCUCUGGUGAAGCCUCUCACCCUCCCGUGCCUCUGACCUGUACCCCAGUUCUUGUAAAAAAAUAAAUAAAUCUUUUAAACUUCUUAGACUUCCGUCCUUGAGAUGGUAUCUGGACCUAUCUGUGUUCAGAUCUCACAAAAAUGAAUUGGUCAUUGUGGUUCAUUUGUUCCUGAAAUGAUGUUUCUGCUAAACUCGUUUGCCACCUCAGACACACUGUUCCAGCAAGUAUUAUUUUGUUCGUUUUUAAUUCAGAGAUACACAAUAGUGGUUUCUUAAGA